CAACUACAAUGAUGAUUUACAGUUACAUCAUAGUUCUGCUAUGCUUUUCGAAGGAUUUUAUUAGGCCAAUAAAAAGUGUUUAAUUUCCCCCUACGGUUUCAUUUUCAAUUUGCAUCUCUUCCUCAACAACGAAGUUCGUUAGGUUUGGUGAAAACUCUCUCUUCGGGUAGUGCUUCUGGAUUCAAAUAAACCAUAGUUCUAUGCAAUUCAUCGUUGUCAUAAAUACUUCUCAUUUUCAGUUACUCAAACACUUAAUUCAGUUCGUGAUUGUUUGUUUCGAACUUUCUGAAACUCAUCCGGAUGCAUUCAAUACUAUAUCGUGCUAUUAUUGUUGGUGAUUCCCGUUGCAUACGUUAUAGAUAUAGGCAUUUGUGUUCUUCUCUAGGAACUAGACAUUUUUCCCAUAAAGAACAAUGUGAAGAAGAGCUUAUCCGGUACCUGGACAUUCUCACUUUGAAACUUGGCAAAGGAAGCAGUGAGGAAGAAACCCUUGACACCCUCUUGAGUGAUGAAACUUGUGAUGCCAUACCCCUCUCCCAAAACCUGAUUCACCUGUUGCUCCAGCGAUACAAGGAUGAUUGGCAAUCUGCAUUGGGUGUAUUUAGAUGGGCUGGUUCACAGUCCAGCUUUAAACAUUCGCCGGAGUCAUAUGAUAUGAUGGUCGAUAUAUUGGGUAGAAUGAAGGUUAUGAAAAAGUUGAGGGAUUUGUUAGAUGAAAUGCGUAAGAGCGGUCUGGUCAUUUUGAAUACUGUGGUUAAGGUAAUGAGACGGUUUGUUGGGGCAGGGCACUGGGUAGAUGCAGUUAAGAUAUUUGAUGAUUUGCAAGCUCUGGGGUUGGAGAAGAACACAGAAUCCAUGAACUUGUUGCUUGAUACCCUAUGCAAAGAGAAAUUUGUGGAGCAAGCUCGUGAAAUUUUCUUGGAGCUGAAGCAGCACAUUGCUCCUAAUGCUCACACCUUCAACAUAUUCAUUCAUGGAUGGUGCAAAAUCUGCCGUGUUGAUGAGGCACAUUGGACGAUUGAAGAGAUGAAAGGAUAUGGUUGUCGCCCUUGUGUUAUAAGUUAUUCCACAAUCAUUCAGUGUUACUGUCAAGAAGGGAAUUUCAUCAAGGUGUAUGAGCUUCUUGACGAAAUGCAGACUCAAGGGUGCCCGGCUAAUAUGAUAACUUAUACUACUAUCAUGACUGCACUGGCAAAGGCUGAAAAGUUUGAGGAAGCUUUGAAAGUACCUGAGAGAAUGAGGUCUUCUGGAUGUAGGGCUGAGAAAAUUGAGGAUCUUAUGAAAAAGUUGUAAAUGCAUGGGCCUCUUAUUUGUGUGCGCACACUGCAUGUUUACACAUUAUGUUAACCAUUUGAUACAAAACCAGGACAUACAAAGAAGAGAGUGGCAUGGAAUUUUUAGAAUAGUAUAUCAAUGGCUUGAGUGCUCAUACAUUUCUUAUCUGCUUAGACUUUUAGUUGCU
Vigna unguiculata (cowpea) is the source of this 1462-nucleotide messenger RNA. Its product is annotated as pentatricopeptide repeat-containing protein At3g04130, mitochondrial pseudogene. The record is from RefSeq and is a predicted model, not a curated record. NCBI's taxonomy places the organism in Eukaryota, Viridiplantae, Streptophyta, Magnoliopsida, Fabales, Fabaceae.